ACGCCGAGGGCGUGGGAGCGGGUAGAAGUUGGCGCCGCGGGCUGGACAGGAGGGGGCGCUGUUGUAGAUGGAGUCGACAUCGCGGAGCCUGGAUGGAUUACUGAGAAGGCUGCCUGCGUGGAAGACCCAGCAGCUACAGAAGGGAUGGGUCGUGCGGGGCAUCUUGGAUGGGAUGACCCGAGAACUGAAUACCGUGGGGCUGAUUAGGCGGCAACAACGGAGGCGAAGAGCCCGAACAGCCUACAAGGGGACAGAGCGAUCUGUGAACCUCGCUCCAUCUCCUGCUACCUGAGAGACCCAGGGUCGAGUUCCUGUAUUUGUUUCCUCAUCUAAGUAGAGAGGAGAGUCAAACGGGGCCUGAAAGGUUGCUGUUCUGGUUGCAUGAGAGGUCACGUGUGUGCCGUCAUGCCUGGUGAAGAUUGACAAUACAUUCUCUCUCCCUCCCUCCUCCCUCCGCCCGCCCCGUGACAUUAUAUAGGAUUUGCCGAGAGCUGGGCUGUUACCGUGGGACUGAGGUUGCGGGGACAGUGCGAUGGUGACACUAAAGGCAGGGAUGUGGCAUAACCUAGAGUAGCGAUAGAGCUUGGGGAGCCAUAGAUAAGGAUGAUGCAAAGCCCUGAAUAGUAAAGGCCGACGUAGAAUGUGACCUCAGUGGAGGUGGGCGGGGAGAAGGAGGAAGGCGGGUGGCAAGUGCGGAGGCAACGCCUUUGGAGCCAGGAACUGCCUGGUUUUAGUAUUCUCGGAGGAGGAGCUGGUCUGCAGCAGGCGGAGCCACGAGCUCGGCUGAGCUUAGUCUGUGCGCUUCUGCUGGUGGCUCUCUUUCUUUAGCCGUCCACAUUGUGGCUGCCAGUCCCAACCAUGGGCUGCCGGGCUCUCCUGCUCCUGUCUUUCAUAUCACUCGGGGCCGCCACAACCAUCCGGCCUAGGCUAAAGACCCUCGGCAGCCCGCACUUGCCAACCAGUCCCACACCCGACCCUGGUGUAGCCAGUAACUACUCAGUUCUUUACUUCCAACAGAAGGUUGAUCACUUUGGGUUUUCUGACAGAAGAACUUUUAAACAGCGGUACCUAGUUGCUGACAAAUACUGGUAUAAAGAUGGUGGAUCAAUACUUUUCUACACUGGUAACGAAGGGGACAUUGUCUGGUUUUGCAAUAAUACGGGGUUCAUGUGGGAAGUGGCUGAGGAGCUGAAAGCUAUGCUGGUGUUUGCUGAGCAUCGAUACUACGGGGAGUCCCUUCCCUUUGGUCAGGACUCCUUCAAGGAUUCCCAACACUUGAAUUUCCUGACAUCAGAACAGGCUCUGGCUGAUUUUGCAGAGUUAAUCAGACACUUGAAAAAAACAAUCCCAGGAGCUAAAGAUCAACCUGUCAUCGCCAUUGGGGGCUCUUAUGGCGGCAUGCUUGCAGCCUGGUUCAGGAUGAAAUAUCCUCACGUAGUAGUCGGAGCUCUUGCAGCUUCUGCCCCUAUCUGGCAACUUGAUGGUAUGGCUCCCUGUGGUGAGUUUAUGAAGAUUGUAACUAAAGAUUUCAGGAAAAGUGGUCCACAUUGUUCAGAAAGUAUCCACAAAUCCUGGAAAGUCAUUAACCAACUCUCAAGUACAAGCAGUGGUCUCCAGUGGCUCACAAACACUCUUCACCUGUGUAGCCCCUUGACUUCCGAGAAAAUCCCAACUUUAAAAGGAUGGAUAGCUGAGACCUGGGUGAACCUGGCCAUGGUGAACUACCCUUAUGCAUGCAACUUUUUACAGCCUUUGCCUGCUUGGCCCAUCAAGGAGGUGUGCCAAUAUUUGAAAAAUCCUAAUGUAUCUGACGCAGUGCUGCUGCAGAAUAUUUUCCGAGCUCUGAAUGUAUAUUAUAAUUAUUCAGGGCAAGCAGAAUGCCUGAAUAUUUCACAAACAACUACAAGCAGUCUAGGCUCUCUGGGCUGGAGCUAUCAGGCCUGCACAGAAAUGGUCAUGCCCUUUUGUACUAAUGGUAUUGAUGACAUGUUUGAACCCUUUCUGUGGGACUUGGAGACGUAUUCCAAUGACUGUUUUAGCCAGUGGGGAGUGAAACCACGGCCUCAUUGGAUGACUACCAUGUAUGGUGGCAAAAACAUCAAUUCACACUCAAAUAUCAUUUUCAGCAAUGGUGACUUAGACCCGUGGUCAGGAGGUGGAGUAACCAAAGACAUCUCAGACACCCUGGUGGCUAUCAACAUCCCUGAGGGGGCCCAUCAUUUAGAUCUUCGAGCCCACACUGCCUUUGACCCUUCCUCUGUGCUGUUAUCUCGAUUAUUGGAAGUUAAACACAUGAAGAAAUGGAUUGCAGAUUUCUAUAGCAAUGCCAACUGAGCAACUUUUAAAAAAAUAUUUUUUUGUUUUCUUUUAUGUUCCCUCCAACCACAUACCCAUUCACUUUUUUUAUUUUUUUAUAUGUAACUACUUUCUCUCAUUUGUCAUUAUAUUUGUUGGGCCAAGAUUGAGACUCAAGAAAGUGAUGGGUGGGCACAGCCAUCCCACUCAGGUGACAGCUCCCAGCCUCAUGGCUUUGUGUCAUCAUGGCAGCUCGAAGGCCAUCAGAACUGGCAAGGUUCCUCACUGCCUUUCAGCAGAGGGAGAGCCCUUCUCUCAGCAGUGGGGAGGUCUCCUUGGUUCUGAGGCUGAAGUCUCUCUGGCCCAUUGUGAGUCCCCAUUCCUGCCACAAAAGGGAAAGCAGAAGCUGGAUUCAAAAUGCUGCAGCUGCAGCUGGUAGAAUGUGGGAUGCCAGUCCAGGAAACUGGGCUGCUUCCUGUGAGCUCAGUGAGUGACUGACUGAACUGGGCUGCAGUGAAGACCAAGUCAGAGACCUACCUGUGUGCUGCUCCAGUCUCCCUCCAGCUGUUGGGAGGUCAGUGUGCCUGGGCUGGCUGCUUUUGGAAAGUCCUUUCUUUAUCUCUUUCCCACUUGGCAGCUCUCCUCAGUUCUGGGAUAUUUGCCAUCGCGGUACUGCCAGGAAGGAAUCUGGCCUUCUCCUGCUCCAUUUCUCUUUGUUUCCAAGGUCAGUUUUGUGGUGAUCUGGCUAAAUUCUGCCAAUUUAGGAAAAGUGCUGUUUUUUACUUUAAAAGUGAACAAAUUCUGUUAAUAAAAAAAAUCUUUAGAAAUUCACAGAUCCUCUAUUGAAAAAGUAGAAUGUACUUGUGCUUAUUUUGUAAAGAAAUUUUAUGUUCCAGUCAUUGUUACCAGUAUCAUUAAAGCCUUGAGCGUCAGGUGCAAGCAGCAGGUGCGUGGGGACUUUCCUGUGUGGCUUCCAGAAGACAAGCAGAGUCAUUCAUGCAGGCAGCACAUUUGACAUUAAUAAAUGACGGAGCCUUCCCAUUUCCAAGGGCUUAAAACUUUUAAGCAGUUCUUACACUGACCUUUCUUCAAAAGGACUUUUCUAGCAUAGGAAAUAAGAUUGAAUCCAAACUUCUGAGGGACACAAACUAACAGUUUCUUCACUACAGAAAGACCUUUUCCUCUCAGUUCAUUAAUUUCUUAGUCAUGUUCUUACCGUGGUUUGGGAGCAUGUCUUGCUUUUUAGAAACUAGAAACUAUCCCAAGAUCCCUGACAAGGUUUUAUUUCAUUACUGCUUUCUUGUUUUCGACAUUAUAAUAUAAUUACAACAUUUCUAUUUUUUUUCUUUCCUCCCUUUAAAUGGUC
This is a messenger RNA of Arvicanthis niloticus (Nile rat), 3661 nucleotides long. RefSeq names its product prolylcarboxypeptidase (gene Prcp). Lineage: Eukaryota; Metazoa; Chordata; Mammalia; Rodentia; Muridae. The record is from RefSeq and is a predicted model, not a curated record. Gene Ontology annotation, biological process: angiogenesis involved in wound healing; proteolysis; negative regulation of systemic arterial blood pressure. Gene Ontology annotation, molecular function: serine-type exopeptidase activity; dipeptidyl-peptidase activity.